This is a messenger RNA of Habropoda laboriosa, 1838 nucleotides long. RefSeq names its product mini-chromosome maintenance complex-binding protein. The record is from RefSeq and is a predicted model, not a curated record. The transcript is spliced from 8 exons. Bases 1 to 1800 code for a protein of 599 amino acids. Lineage: Eukaryota; Metazoa; Arthropoda; Insecta; Hymenoptera; Apidae. Gene Ontology annotation, biological process: DNA-templated DNA replication. Gene Ontology annotation, molecular function: chromatin binding.
AUGCCUUUAAUGCACACGUAUACUACGGAGAAUAGCAGCAUUUACUUUGUUUUAGCCCCACUUAAUAUAACCGAUUGGACUCCUGAAUAUUUUAUCGCAAAUCGUUCAGAUUGCAAUUUAAUUUUGGAAAGUUUAGAUGUCUUAAAGGAAAUUCCUUUGUUGAAUGAUGCAUCUCUUCAUAAUUUUCGAGAUCAACAGUUAGUCAGAUUCAAAGGAAUGAUUCAAGAUAUGCACAAUCCUGAAUACUAUUUUCAACAAUAUGAAGUAAAAAAUAGUGAAAGUGGAAUGCACGAACUCAGAUGUGGGAUGUAUGCAGACUCUGCUAAAUGUUUGCCACAUGAAGAGAUUUUAGUGGAGUCGGAGAAAAAUAAAAGUUCAGAAAGACACACAUGCAUUGUAAUAUCUAUUCCUGGUUUAAACAAUUGGGUGAAAAAAAGACAGAAAGAAUCAGUUUAUUCUAGUAGAAAUGCAACUAGUAGUAGUCAUAAAAGAGGUUUAGAUGAAAACAAUUGUGAGACUAUGAAUUAUUUGGAGCCAAUAAGAAAGAAAGAGAAAGUUUCACAGAUGGAUGCUGAAAAAAUGGAUACUACAGAAGAUGACACAAGGAAACAAUGUGCAUUAUCAAAGGAAUACAUAUUAAAUUUUCCAAUCCCUAUAGACGAUGGUAAAGCUUGCAUUGUGAAGAUAUACGAAGAAACAGCUAUAAAACUAAAUGAAAUUAUUGAAAUAAUAGGUUUCAUAUCUUUGGACCCUCUAUUAAAUACUGUUCACGAUUUCGACGAGACCAUGACAGAAGCCGAAAUGAACGUUCACCAUCCACCCACUUCUCUCGUUCCUCGAUUACACGCUAUAAAAAUAAUCCAUUCAAUUAAACAGGAUAUAAAAACUCUACCGCAAAUGAUGUCUAAAGCAGAAUUAGUAAGAUACGAUCUUCGUGUAAUGUUAAGUCAACUUCUGUUCGGGGAUCAUCUGGCUGCAGAUUAUCUGAUCUGUCAUUUACUUUCAUCAAUCUAUAUGAGACGAGAUUACCUUUGUCUUGGUACAUAUCCACUAAACAUAACACAUUUUCCCAUGGUCGAAUACAAAGAAUUUGCAAAGGAGUUGUAUAAAUUUAUAAUCCUACUCACUGAAAAAAGUCAUUUGUUGGAAAUUACUUUGGAAAACUUGAACGAUUUGACUUUGUCGCCAAAGAAAGAUUACGAGUGUAAUAGGCUAACCAGCGGAGUGCUCCAACUUAGCGACAAUACUCAUCUUGUAAUAGACGAAACAGGAUUAACUACUGGUGAAAUUUCCUAUGCUGGGCGAGAAAAUUACAACGCGCUCUGCGACUUGGUCAAUUUUCAAAAAGUGACAUACGAUUUUAAAUUUUAUAAAAUGGAUUACGAAACGGAUAUUCCAGUUUUAAUUUUAUCAGAAGCGAAAUCUUUUAUUCCCUGUGAAACCCAAGUUGUCUUGAAAAUAGAUUCAGAAUCGAAAAAUAUCUAUCCCGAAAUAGUGGGAAUUGCGGAACAGUAUUUAAGAGAUGAAGAUCGACUGGCAAAUAUUCGCCAGUAUUUAGAAGUUGUGCGAGAUGUAAAGUUCGAGUUCAACGAUGAAGACGUCAUAAAGGAAAUUCAAAAUGAUUUCGUACGAUUGAAAGAAAUAAAUAAAAAUGCCAAUCGUCUGCACUCAUUAAUGGUAUUAGCUAGAUUGUUAUCUUUGUCGUACGGAUCAAAUACUUUAACUAGACAAUAUUGGAAACAAGCUGUUCAAAUGGAACUAGAAAGAUUGAACAGAUUACCAGAGAAAAAAGAAAUUUAAUUGAAUCGAAAGUAACGUUAAUUGUGUCCGUUUAUUAU